Molecule: messenger RNA, 1838 nt
Organism: Glycine soja
Lineage: Eukaryota; Viridiplantae; Streptophyta; Magnoliopsida; Fabales; Fabaceae
Product: protein TWIN LOV 1-like
Exons: 7
Coding region: 379-1566 (395 amino acids)
Cellular component (GO): nucleus
Source: RefSeq, a predicted model, not a curated record
UAUAAGGAAAAUGUAAGAAAUUUAUGUGACUCCGGUUUGCUGCGUAGGGGAAUGGUUCCUCCCUCAGUUGCUUCCUUCCUCUUGUGUCCACCCAGUUCCCCCUUUCAUUUUCCAUUCAAUAAUUCAAACACCAGUUAAUGGCUACCCUUCUAUUCCACCACAAUUCGCCUCAGAUAUUCUCUUCCUCCUUCUUCUUCUCACAGCAUUAAACGCCGUCGUUUUCAUGACUCCAUAAUUCACCGGAAGCAGAACAACAACAAGAAGCAGCAGCAGCAGCGCGAGUUCACAUGGGAUUGGGAACAACCGCGAGAAGCAGAAGAAGAAUCGUCAUCGAAGAAGGUUCUAGAACAAGAACACACAACAACACCAACAACGCCGAUGCCGAUGGAGCUGGAGCAGGAGCUAGGUUCAACAACAAUCCAGCGUUCCUUCGACGCGCGCUACACCCGCCACGCGCGCGACUCGCUCGGCGAAUUGCCUGACAGCUUCACCAUCACCGACCCCUCCAUCCCCGGCCACCCCAUCGUCUUCGCCAGCCCGGGCUUCCUCAAGCUCACGGGCUACUCCCUCCGCGAAGUCCUGGGCCGGCCCGCAGCCAUCUUCCAGGGCCCACGAACAUCCCGAAAAUCCGUAAUCGAAAUUCGCGAGGCCGUUAGAGAGGAGCGAAACGCGCAGGUCGUUUUACUCAACUACCGCAGAGACGGUACGCCGUUUUGGAUGCUUUUUCGUGUUUCCCCUGUUUUCAGCAGCGACGGUGGCGCCGUCGUGCACUUUGUUGCCGUACAGGUACCGCUUCAGAAAAAAGAAGGGUCCGGAGUGAGGGAUUUCGGGUUCGGGUGCUGUCGGAAGGAAGUGUGCGUGGAUUCGUUGGCGGAGAUUGAUCGCGUUUGUUCAUUGGAGCAAGUGCUCGAACCUGAUGUCAGAGCUUUGUGGGAUGCAGAAGUGGAGAGAGAAGAGCCGUGUGAGGCGAGUGAUGAUGAGAAGCGAAGUGCUGUUACUGCCAUGGACAGUAUAUUUUCUGUGCUAACCCAUUACAGUGAGGCCACAGGGAGAUUGGUGUGUAGAAAGAGGUCCAGCAUUCCUGACGUGGGUCUUUUAAGCACAUCCUUGAUUAUUUCUCUUGGUAGAAUCAAACAAAGCUUUGUAUUAACUAAUCCGCAUUUACCAGACAUGCCUAUUGUUUAUGCUAGUGACGCCUUCUUGAAAUUGACAGGUUAUGCAAAAAAUGAAGUUUUGGGCCACAACUGUAGAUUUUUAGGUGGAACAGAUACCGAUACCUCGACUUUACAUCUGAUAAGGGAAAGCAUUAAAACAGAACAACCAUGCACAGUACGUAUUUUGAAUUACAGGAAGGACAAAAGCUCAUUUUGGAAUUUUCUUCAUAUCUCACCCGUUCGUGAUGCUUCUGGCAAGGUUGCAUACUUUGUGGGAGUUCAAAUAGAAGACAACAAUAAAAACGAUGAUAGCCAUUGUUUGAGUCCUGAGAAGAGACAACUUAGUGUGGUUGGUGUAGUCAAGGUUGCAGUGAGGAGUUUAUCAAUGACUGCGGGAUCUUCUGAGUCGUAGCAAAAGGAUCAUGUGAGUUUGGAACAAAUAAUAUUUGCCUACUUCCCAGAAAUAUUAAUCCAUUCGAAAAAAUAAUCAAUCUCAAUUGGUGAUUGUUGAGAUGAUAGAAAGGUAAAAGAAUUAAUUUGUGAAGAAGAAAAAAAAAGAGAGUCCAUACUGUCAAUUGUAAGAAAACAUUCUCUGUUGGACGUGUAUAAAUAAAAUGUAUUAUAUUUCCUAACUGCAUUUAUUUUCCGUAAUGUAGCAAUAAAAGUUGACUUGUACUAUUUUCA